ACAAAAUGACAAACUAUGAGGCUUUUGGUUCAAUUUGAUGCGCUUUUGCGCGAUAGUCUGCAUUUAAUAGAUCUUGGUGGUAGUGAAAGGGUAGAUGGUCCGAACCACUGGAGAGAGGUUGAGGGAGGCACACGACAAAUAAGGAAAUCACUUUCUGCACUUGGGGACGUGAUAAUUGAUUUAUCUCAAGAAAAUCCAAAUGUGCCUUAAAUAAAUAGCAAACUUACUCGGUUUUCCAAUGUCGUGUUGGAAUAUUUUCUUAGUUUAACGAAUUUUAAAAGCUUAAAUGACAACGAUGUCUAAGCAAAUUGCCAUAACCUUUGACUUCCUCCCUCCAAAUCCCACACCACAAAGAAUCUUCCCAAUAACCCUUCAGCGUUGUUGUUCCCGACUCACUGCCAGGGACCAACCCUUGUCACUAAGAGUGCACAACAUUGACCCAGAAAGCUACAAGAGACGAGGAUGCAAUGGAGACUCAGAAUCUCACCCCAAACCCUGUUCAUGAUGGUGUUACGUCAGCUUUGAUCUUUCUUGGAACUGGGUGCUCCAACACUGUCCCCUUUGGAUUGUGCCUGAUACAGCCAUCAGAUCCACCUUGCCAUGUUUGCUCCCGGGCCCUCUCUGUCCCACCUGAGAAAAACCCCAACUACAGGUGCAAUACGUCUCUUCUUAUAGAUUAUUGCCAGAGUGAUGACAAGCACAAAUAUAUAUUAAUUGACAUUGGGAAGACAUUCAGGGAACAAGUGCUUAGGUGGUUUACUCUCCACAAGAUUCCUCGAGUGGACUCUAUUAUUUUGAGUCAUGAACAUGCUGAUGCAGUUCUUGGUCUUGAUGAUAUACGUGCUGUACUACCUUUUACGCCCACAAAUAGCAUUCCCAUUUAUCUAAGUCAGUUUACCAUGGAUAGCGUUUCUUUGAGAUUUCCAUACUUGAUAAAUAAAAAAUUAAAGGAAGGCCAAGAAAUAAGGCCUGUAGCAGCACAGCUGGAUUGGAAGAUAAUUAAGGAAGACUGCCAGAGUCCAUUUGUUGCAUCAGGCGUACAAUUUGUUCCUUUGCCAGUGAUGCACAGAGAAGAUUAUAUUUGCCUGGGUUUUCUUUUUGGUGAAAAAAGUAGAGUAGCUUAUAUAUCUGACGUUUCAAGUUUUCCUGCAAACACAGAAUAUAUAAUCUCAAAAGAAGGGGCUGGGCAGUUGGAUCUUCUUAUCAUGGAUGCCUCACGCAAGACUGGGCUCACUGGUGCUCACUUCUGCUUAUCAGAUGCCCUUGAAGCUGUAAGAAGACUAUGUCCAAAGCAAGCUCUUUUUACUGGCAUGGGUCACGAGUUUGAUCAUCACAAGGACAAUGACUUUUUAGCAGAAUGGUCUAAAAGGGAAGGAAUACUGGUGCAGCUAGCUUAUGAUGGUCUGAGAAUUCCUGUAGAUCUAUGAUAAGGUGCUGAUCCAGCUUAAAUACAGGAUCCUGGUCUCUGACUCUCUGGUUGCAGGUUCUUGUCAUCAGACCUCCAUGCAAGAAAAAUUUGCACUGUUACUUUGUACUAGACCAGUAAGUUAUUUGACGGUGUUUCUCUUGCGAAGAAAUGUGUAUUCACAACUAAAUGAAAUCUUAAUAAAUGUCGGACUACAAAUAUAGCAAUGUUUCACA
This is a messenger RNA of Jatropha curcas, 1641 nucleotides long. RefSeq names its product putative hydrolase C777.06c. Lineage: Eukaryota; Viridiplantae; Streptophyta; Magnoliopsida; Malpighiales; Euphorbiaceae. The record is from RefSeq and is a predicted model, not a curated record.